Sitodiplosis mosellana (orange wheat blossom midge) is the source of this 1598-nucleotide messenger RNA. Its product is annotated as baculoviral IAP repeat-containing protein 3-like. NCBI's taxonomy places the organism in Eukaryota, Metazoa, Arthropoda, Insecta, Diptera, Cecidomyiidae. The record is from RefSeq and is a predicted model, not a curated record. The coding region runs from base 899 to 1474 and encodes 191 amino acids. The transcript has 2 exons.
UUCUGUCAGAGAAACAUUUAUAUUUAUUUAGUUUUUUGAAUAAAAAUCGAAUUGCAUUUAUGCAAUGUUCAAUAACACUGUUGCAUUUGUGCUUGGUUUAUACGGCUAGAUCGCGAUAUGCGCACCGUUUCAUAGCAGUUGUCUUGUUGUGUGGAAAACGAAAGCCAAGGAGAUCUGAAGAAGUAGAAAUGCGAAAUAUUUUAUAACACAAAUAUUUUUCCAAACACAAAUACUAAUGUAUCACCUUUUUCAAACAAAAGGAAAACUCCUCUCGGACAUAUGAUUUCAAUCAACCUACUUCUCAUUCCACCUCCAACUAACCCCACACAAUAGCUCUCGGAAUAGCGUCUUGCCACCUCACUUAAAACCGUUGUGACGAGAUAAUUAUCUUUCAACCGAAUACUGUCCGACACACCAUUUGAAUGAACCGUACUUAUUUUCACUUUCAAGUGGGGCGGUUUCGGUGAUGCGAACAAAGUGAUUGUGGGAUGGAAUCCAAAUUCUGGCUUCACUGAUUGAAAGCAUUUCACCAAUUGCUUUAUUGCCGUUUCCAUAACUUGAACCAAACCAACACCAUAUACGGUUCGGUUUACUUCGGAUGAGAAGUACACCGUCGCAUCUAAAUAUAAAUAUUUAUAUGAAUUAAAACUUCUCAUAGGCAAAGUAAUUAUCAUCAACAUGCCUGCAGUUACAAUCAGUGUAUCGUCUCCUUUUUCCAAUCGAUAAACCUGAGCAUCAGUUCUUAACUUCACGUUCUCCUGCGCCAAAUCGUUAUCGAGCACUGCAAUCAUGAAUUCAAUUUCUCGCGCCAGGUCCUGAAGCCAUUUCUGUCUUCAAACCAACAACCAGAACAACCGGUUCACUUGAAGCUCAGAAUGGAGUAUUGGGAAAACGGUUAAUGGAACAUGGACAUUUUUUCAAGUUUGUGAAAUAUUUGUUGACCUACGAAUAUUCAAAGGCCAGAGAAUUCGAUCUGUUGAUAAAAAGUGGCGGUUCAACUGGACCAGCGAAAAAACGUUCAUACAAGCAACGUUCCGAUAAAAUUGCUGAAGCAUCGGAGGAGUUGGAAAAAGGCAAAAUAAGUGCGGCCAUAUUUCUUAAUCGCAUGGCUUAUGCCGAUAACAAUAUCUGUUCAGAUUUGGAUGAUUUUUCAUGUGUUGAUGAUCCCAGACCUGAAAAUGAUAAUUGCGAUUUAUUCGAAGACGAUGAAGAAGCAACACCAACUCCAAGUCAGUCAGAUGCAGCCCUAAGACUGUCGCCUUGUUGUGUGUGCCUUGACAAUGUGAGUCAAGUAACACUUUAUCCUUGUGGGCAUUUAAAAGUUUGUGAAGAUUGCUGGACAAAACUUGUCAACACUUAUGACGCCAAUUUAGCGAAAUUCCUCGAACGUGAUUUAGAAGAGGAGUACCGACCGAAACUCAAAUGUCCGUGUUGUAACACUCUCAUUGAAAAUUAUUGCAAAACAUUCACAUAAGUAUUUUGUUUUGUUUUUUUUUGACAUUAAAUUGUUCUUUUUAUUCAAAAGAAUUAUCUUCUGUAAGCAACAAUUUGUACAGACAAAAAAUUUUCAAGUAUAAGUUAUUUUAUACCAAAGCAUA